UAGCUUACACCAGUAUAAUAACGUGUAGAUGGAAAUGAUGGAAACCUGGAUAUUUGAAAAUUAUUAAUACUCCAUUACAUAACAUCUGCAACAUCCAGCUAACCCAACAGAAAGGAAAUAGAAGUUUGGGUACAUCAAAUUUUCGUCAGGCCUUUACACCUUUAAACGAUUCACAGUUGACUAUUAAGGAUUUAAAAUGAUACCCAACGGGCAUGCUACUGAAGAUCUUCUGUUACAGUCUUCUUCUGUGAUGAAGAGUGAGGGAGAUAAAAUCGAACUCAAGUGUGACUUAUGGAAACCAUUUGUUUUUGGGAUGAUAUCAGCUCUCUUAGGCGUAUUGUUAACUGUAUGGACACCAUCGAACCUUUUGUUAAAUGAAAGGUUACGUAUGCGACCAGGUUUACCGCCAUACGAAUGGUGGGUGUCUCCUCCCGGUGAGAUCCUGCUUAAGGUCUACUUGUUUAACAUUACAAAUUUGGAAGCAUUCUUAAAUGGUACAGAUCAAAAGCUAAAUUUGGAUGAAGUGGGGCCGAUUAUUUAUCAGGAAAAACUAAUCCACACAAAUGUAACCCAUAACGAUAACGGCACGUUGAGUUAUACGGCCAAACGUUUCCUAGUUUACCUACCCGCCAUGAAUCACUUGGAUCUCAAUGACACGCUUGUUGUGCCCAACAUUGCAGUAUUAGGAAUGGCUUCAUAUUUUGGGAACUCGAUGUCUAUAACGAAAAGUGUCUUCAAUGCACUCGUAAGAAAUUUAGAGUCGCGAUCGAUUAUUAGAACUACAAUUUAUGAUUAUUUAUGGAACUCUACUGAUCCAGUGCUUGAUAUUGGAAACUCUCUUUUCCCAAUUCUGGUUCCCGUAAAGAACCUCGGUAUACUUGCAGUUGUUUACGAAAAAUUUGAACACAGGAUUACUGCCUACAUAGGCACAAAGUGCGGACCUAGCAGAUUCUUCUUGAUCGACCAAUUCGAUGGAUCACAAUACCUACCAGAUCAUGGCUGUGAGGAAAAACUGGUCAAUGCAACCGAAGGUGUUGCGUUUCAUCCCUUUCUCACAAAAAAUGAAACAAUCCUAUACUGGAGGAAGACAUUGUGUAAAGUAGUGGAGCUGGAUUUUGAAAGGGAGGUGGUUUCGCACGGAUUUAACGCAUAUCGAUACACCCUUCGCAAUGAGACAUUCCGCCGAAAAGCGCCCGAACCAGAUUGCUUCAUUGGAGACCCACCCUUACCGAACGGCUUAAUCGACGUUUCCAAAUGUUUCUUUAACAUACCAGUAGCGAUUAGCUUUCCACAUUUUCUGAACGCCGAUCCCGUUACUACGAUCUACGUCAAUGGCCUAAAACCAACAGUCGAACAGCAUGGAUCUUUUAUUCACAUCGAACCCAUUACAGGCGUACCACUAGAAACAAGGGCCCAACUGCAGGCAAACCUUGUGCUUGGUGACCUAUCCGGUUUUAAUGAGGAUAUUGAACCAUUUUCCAACAUCAUAAUACCCUUGUUUUGUUUUGAAUUUAACCAAGCGGGACUUCCUUCGCAUAUUUCAAACACGGUCUUCUUCAUAGCCGUCAUAUUACCCUACUUACAGGUUAUCGUUAUAGUUGUCCUGUAUUGUACAGGGCUGGGUCUUAUCACUCUGAACGUGUACAAAUUUGCGACGAAAAGGCAGAAAAGGUAUUUGAAGGGUAAUAUAGUACAAUCGGAAGAAUGUAAUAUGCUUUGCAAAUCUGAACUUAUUUUAUAGUCAAAACGAAAAGUUGGGUAAUAAACACGUUUUAAGCAUUUACGUGGACCACAUUAUGGGAGCAAAAUCGUGGGAGAGAAGGGUAUUAGUGUAUUUGGGACAGGUAUUGGAUGGGACAUUUGAUGAGAUUUGAUUAAUACCAAGACUGAGGCUAUACAACGCAGGUUGUAUUACAUGAGUUGUCCCCUUCAAAGUAAUCCUAUACAGGGUGGU
Photinus pyralis (common eastern firefly) is the source of this 1954-nucleotide messenger RNA. RefSeq names its product scavenger receptor class B member 1-like. Gene Ontology annotation, cellular component: cytoplasm; membrane. The record is from RefSeq and is a predicted model, not a curated record. NCBI's taxonomy places the organism in Eukaryota, Metazoa, Arthropoda, Insecta, Coleoptera, Lampyridae. Bases 197 to 1741 code for a protein of 514 amino acids. Gene Ontology annotation, molecular function: scavenger receptor activity. The transcript has 10 exons.